AUGACAUGUACAGUUUGGCCGUCAAGGUUGUUAGCGGAGGACGUGCCAAGCGGCGAGGGCAGCCAGUCCUGUGCUGGAAACCCUGCUCUGCAUGGGGUGUCUCCCUUCGGACCGGCGCAUGUCUCUUCCUUGGUGCAUCUUGGCUGCUCGCGUCGCAGCAGAGACACUGAGGAAGCUCUGCCCGGCAAGGAGGCGUUGAAGGCAUCCGCGAAGUUGCUACCUCGUCUGGAACCUCCUGCAUCAGUAGACUCUGGAGAAGAGGCGCCAUGUAGGUCUUCCUCUUGGGGGGCUGUAGACACUCGCGCUUUCGUCGUCGAAUGCGGGGCUGGAGCCUCGCUGUUCAUGGGAGUGCCAGAGAGACACAGAGCUUGGCCGGCAAGUGAGACAUGUGCUGAUGUCACUACUGUGGAGGCGCCAGCCGGGAGAGAAUUCGCUGCGAGAGGGGCCAAGAGAAGAAGUACGAGCUGGGCUUCUUGCGAUUGGCAGGAGCGUUCUCAGCACCUGGUAGCGGCCACAAAGUCUGCUGAGGGGUUCCAGGGCUAUGGAGCUGUGUGCAGCUACGUAGAAGCUCCCACAAGAGUGGCAACAUGCACGGUGAGAGAAGCGGAUACUUGCACGUGCAACGAAGAGCAGGGGACUCUAAAAGUGCCAGCAAAAACAAGAAAUACUGUCAGUCCAGAUGCCGUCGAAGGGGCCUCGAGUUCCAACAAGAUGUGCACAGCAUGCAGUAGCUCUGCAGCUGCGCUAGUGGAAGGAUCUUUUGAGGAAGAGGAGAGUGCUGAUGUCGGGUCUGAAUGCCUUUCUGAGAAGGCGGUGAUGCCGUCUCCUUGUGGAGCAGAGGAGGGAGAUGCCGAGAGCGCGGAAAGCAACGGGUGCUUGAGCUGCAGCGAUAUCAGUGCAACCCGUUUCAACAGCGGAGGGCCUCAUAGUGAGCUCCCGUGUCGAGGGCCGUCGUCGUCGGAGGCAUCCGACGCAUCCUGCAGUCGCACCUCCGUCCACUGUAUAGACGACUCAGUCCCUGGUGCAGCUCAAAAAAUUCAGAACGCAGAUAGCUCUGCAGAGCACACCAGGAAUUCUGUGGUAGUAUGGGAGUCUCUGCCUGACGGAGACGGAGAGCGGCAGCCUGCGAGUGCGGGCUCAAGCGGCCUUGACGCAGCGAACUGGGGCCUUAUUCAACGUAAAGAACUUAAGAGACUGCAGCCGACGGGCUUUGACAACAUGGCCGCAGCGAUGGUAGAGAGCUGCACGGAUGAGCCAUUAAACGGGCUAUCAGGGUGCCCGCCUGUGCCUGAAUUGGCGAGGGAUGGAGAGGGGGGAGAGGCAGCAACGCAAAAGGAAGGCUCGGCAGCACUGCAUGCGCUUCUUGUACCUACUGACACUUGGGCAGUCGAUUCAGAGGGUUUGGAGAAAGACUUGCCUCUGGCUUUCAAGGGGUCCUCUCCCGUUGGCAAGCAUAUAACGGAGGCAUCGGGUACGCCUGUGAAGAAAUUGGGGCGUCUUGCCGCUCUGUUUGACCCGAAAGACAGAAGAAAGGCGGUUAAGCAAAAAUCCAAGAGGCGUCAGUCCGGGAGCCUCGAGGGCGCUGAGAGGGACGGUAUUGUGCACGUGGACCCUCAAGAGCAGUCUUUGGGCGAAACGAAAGAAGGCGCUUGCGCGUUGUUGAUGGCCAUGUAUCCGGGGGCAGAAGAGCAAUGCUUUACCUCGAAUGAUGAGGAGGAUCAGUGUGGUGGGGCGAAAGUUCUGGUUGAUGAGACGUCUGCCACACCGCUAACACCCUUUCUGAUAGAGCGGCAGGAGAAAGUUUCGGAGCUCCUAGAGUGCAGCUCCCUCUCAUCUUCCGUCUUGCUACCUGACACAGAGGGGAGGGCGUCGCACGACGGUAGCCGUCAGAUCUCGCAGAACAAUCAGGAAGAUGAGAGUGACAAGCAGCCCCUGUCCAGCUCGCAGGACUGUCCAUCGUUGUGGGCCUCCUUUGGCUCUGAGAAUCUGGAAGAUGAAGAAGGAGGGACGUCUUUCCAGGAUGCUGCUGAGGCGUUGGAGGGGGACGCUGUGGGAGGGGAGGCGGAGCACGCAGGGGAAGGAGAGGCUGAGCGUGCGGUGGGAGGAGAGGCUGAGUACGCAGUGGAAGGAGAGGCUGAGCAUGCAGGGGAAGGAGAGGCUGAACAUGCAGGGGAGCUGUUGGCAAGCAGUAGCUGUCAGGUCGGCCAGGAGCCGCAGGAGGGCCAGAGCAGCGAUGGUGGGCCUCUAAAGACAUAUUUGCAUGAGGCUUCGCCGGCAUGGGGUCUGUUGUACUGUACAACCGAGGCUAGUGAGGAUCCAGAGAAUUUCCAGGAAGUGGGGGAGGUUGAGGACGGGAAGCCUGUGGAGUCGCAGGGGAACGAAAUGCGUGGCUACAGUUCUGAGAUUUUUCGUACCGCUGAAGCGGCAUGCCAGAAGGGGCAGUCGCACGAGGCGCGCCAGUCGAGUGACUAUGGACUUUCCUUAGUGGACAGCUGCGGGAACUCUGCUGCUGAGCCAGAGGGGGGGCCCAGCUGCUUACUAGAUGGCUCAGAUGUCGGUGGUGGUAAAAACGUGGAGUUACCGGGGCAAUCGUUCCGUAAGAGCAGCCGUCAGAGCUCCUUAUAUGAGGCCCAAGAGGCCCCGAACUGCGAGAGCAGUUACCAUUGCCGCGAAUCCAACUUGCAUGUUGUUGCAUCGCGUUGUGUCUUGGGUGACUCUCGUGCGCAGCUACAUGAAAACGGUGCUGUACGCUUCCAAGAUGCCUCAGAAAUAGUUGACCGGAAGGCAUCCUUAGAUACGACGCACGAAGGGCAGCCUUUUUCGCAAUGUGGCAUCUGUCAGAGCUUUUCUCGAUGUGGUGAGGGCGGGAAGCGCCAAGAACUUCUUCAGGCCGUUUUGCAAGAGCCUUUGACACGUUGGCAUCUGCGUGAGUCUGGGGAGCCGUCCACAGCAGCGCUCAAAACCUUGCAAAACACGGCAGCAUCCGAGUCAACAGAGGUAGAGCGGUGCUCGUGCUGCAGCGGCCCUCCAACGGCAGAUAUGGUGCAGCUGAAACAGGGACCUGAGAGCAGCCAGCGAAGCCACACUCCCAGCAUACCCCUUGAGAGCUACCACGAUGCUGCAGAGGGGGCGCAUGGCGAGGUGCCUGAGUCUACAAGGGCAGAGGGGAGGGCGUCGCACGACGGUAGCCGUCAGAUCUCGCAGAACAAUCAGGAAGAUGAGAGUGACAAGCUGCCCCUGUCCAGCUCGCAGGACUGUCCAUCGUUGUGGGCCUCCUUUGGCUCUGAGAAUCUGGAAGAUGAAGAAGGAGGGAAUUCUUUCCAGGAUGCUGCUGAGGCGUUGGAGGGGGACGCUGUGGGAGGGGAGGCGGAGCACGCGGGGGAUGGAGAGGCAGAGCAUGCAGGGGAGCUGUUGACAAGCAGUAGCUGUCAGGUCGGCCAGGAGCCGCAGGAGGGCCAGAGCAGCGAUGGUGGGCCUCUAAAGACAUGGUUGCACGGGGAUAUGUCGAUUUGGGAGUUCAGAGGCUCUUUCACACAUUCAGCAGGUGUAGAGCACGCGUCUUUGGAGGCUAACCAAAAAGAUGUUGAGGCCAGAGCAGCAGUCGAGUCUGGGGAAGAGGUGUCGUGCGGCGGCAGCAGCAGCAGCGAGAAAACGGAGCAGGCGAAGGGCCCGCAGGGCUGCGAGACACAAACAUCGUGGCAGUCUGGCAUGCAUGGGGAGAAUCUCUCGCUUUGGAGCCUGGAUGGCAGGGCUUCAGUUGCAUGCUCAGGUUUUAGACGUUGCGUUGAUGACGGCAAGGCGGUCACUCUAGAGGGAGAAGCUGGGGAGCAGACAUCGCGCGUUGCCAGCCGUCAGAGCUCGCACGAGAGGCAGGGCACCCUUGUCAGCAAGGACUGUAUCCAGCUUGUUGAGGAAAAACUGGGAGUGUUCGAAGUUGGAGCGGAGGACCAGAAACCUACGCGCUCGGAGACGUUAUCAAGUGCACUAGAUAAGGCACCUGCGGAGGCGUCAGAGCCGAGGGGCCCAACGGAGGCGGCUAUGGAGGUUGGGGGGCUUCGGUCUUGUAGCGUGCCUGAAGCAGAUGCAGCAUACAGACGCUGCAUCAUCGCGCACUUGUCCUUGUCUGAGGGGAGUCUUUCAACGCUUCAUAUCAACCUGCACGCUUCUCAGGGAGAUACCGCAACCUUUCGCCUUACGCAAGGAGAGGCUGAAGCUUAUUCAGAGCCGUCGACUCCGCGACAAGUCCCGAUGGCUGCACCAUUGUCUAACCCUAGAUGCUUGUUGCCGGGAGACAGCAGGGACUGUUUUUGCGGGGGGCAGAUGGGCUGCAGAUGGAGGUCGCGCGUGCGCAGGCCGCUGGGGAGGCUGCCGCAAGGCUCACGAAUUCAAGUCAAAGCCUCAGUUGGCAGCAGUAGGCAGCGAUCUCAUGGGGACUGGGUGUCGGCGACGGUACAGAGGGAGUCUGCGCCAAGAGAGGCGGCCGAGCCAGUCUUUCCUGCUGGUGCCGCACAGGUGCCUGCAGCUCAGAGUGCAAAAACGAUGGGAGGAACAGACGCGUCUCAUGAGAAAGUUGCAGAGGCGAACCGGCCUCAGCGUAGUUCGUGGGAUGCGGAAGCGCGGCGCUCUCCUAACGUUGAGGCCAAUCUGCACCCUCCUACGGCCCUUCGUAGCAGCGGAAACCAGCCGUCUCUAGCAGGGAUGCAGCUGGAUGGCACUCUACCCCCAGUACAUCCUCCUGGCCAUAUGCAUGACCAGCAGACUGCACCAGCCUUAGGGGGGCAGAUGCCUGCGGAGGGAGGGCCUCCCGUAGUAGUGGUUGACGGGGGUGGCAUGCAGACGGGCAUUUGCGGCACUGAAUUGUCAAAUGCGUCCCGCACGAGUUCGUCAGAAAGGGCACCUGCGAUAGCCGGGGUGGAAGACACUCGCGAGUCUAUCGAAAGUGAUGGCAGCGGGAGGGAGCCGUUGUCGCACAGCUGCAAUGAGUCGUCUAGCGCCGGAGAUGCUCGCCAGCAGAGCCACAGAGACAGUGGAACGGGGCGGAGCGCGCGCCCCAGUAGAAGCAGCAGCCUCAACGAAAGCGAUACCUCCUCCUCUAGCGAGGACAGUGAGCGGCGCAGAAGCAGCAACGCCUCUGACACUAGCAGCAGCAGUGACAGUACUACUGGCAACCGAGAGUUUCUCGCCGAAAAUCGUGUCAGCGAUAGCAGAGCCCGAAACGCCUCGGGGGGCUAUCAGAGAUGGAGUUCACCUGGAGAGCUUCAAACUGCAGCUCAUGAUGCGGUCCCUUGUACGGCACUCGUAGACGGGAGGGAAAACCCCUGCGAUGCGGGGUCUUACUCGCUUCCUUUCGUGUCGGUCUCAUCUGAGGGAACGCCAGAAGGCACGAGUCAAAGUGAGAGCAGAAGAAUGUCGCCGGGAGGGGAGAGUGAGCCAGUGCGCGACGAGGCCUUAGAGCACAAACCGGAACAGCCGCCGACGAUGGCGCAGGGUGCUCCUGCGAGAGCAGCAGAUGAAGCUGGCGCUAGAGCUCAGCCCCAUACCCCACACGCCUCGGAGGUUCCUGUGCCCUUCGCUGCUAGCAGCGAGUCUUUAAAAGGCCUCGUUGCGAGUCGCCAGUCAUCUGUCUCGGCAGCGGAGCAUCCGCCUGUCGUCCGUAGGUCUGCGACUUCGGCAUUCGGCUUCGCUGAGGCCUUCUCCUCUUUGGCGAAAAUGGUUUUUGCUUCUCGCGCUCCCUCGCGGGCGGUUACUCACGAAGCAGCUAGAAGAGAGGAAAGCCACACUGGUGCUGGACACGAGAGCGUUGAACGCGAGGAGCGCCCUGCUGAUGGGGGCUUUUCGACAGUUGCUGCAGGCGGGAAGCCGACUUCGACGCCUGGCCCUGCUGUGCAGCCCCUGCCUUUAUCGUCAGCCUCCGUCCCCCGCAGUGCGAAGAGUGAACGUCCGACGCCUGCGUUCGCACUUACGCGCGCUGUAUCUGAAAUGACAGGAAGCCACGGCAAACACCACAGGGAGGCUUCGCCCGGCACCGAGGCUGAAGGCCCUCGCCAGAUUAGCGAGGAUUGUUUAAAUGUACUAAAGCAGCGCCCGCUGCAGACGCAAGACGAUAAGGGCACUCGGAGCGCUGCAAAACGCUACAGCAGCCUCACGGCUGAUCCGGCUUUGCGAGAGGGGGCUGAGGGCUCCCCUGACCACGCAGGCGGGCGGGACCAAAGAUAUGAGUUUCUGGAGAACGCAGUCGCGUUCCACACCCAACCGUCGGGGGGCUUCUCAGACGCCAUCGAGGAGCAUCUUACAGGAGGCGUUAGCAGCUCGAAGACGUCCCACGACACUUCGGACGGCUCAGAAGUCGGCAGCGCUCCUUGCGAACAUCUGCAGCCGAACCUGAAAGGCCCUCCAAUUAGAGGGACCAAGGUUCUGGGGGGAAUGCAUGGGCAUGGGGAGGCGGGAGACCAAAGCCCGUCAAGCGUGCAUGCCUCUGAAGGCGCAGCUCCUACAAAGCAGCCCUUCGACGUUUCAAAGUCUGCGGAACGGUUCUGGAGAAGCACUGAUUUCCGCAAUGCUGCCUCGGGCAUGGUGGGAGAACUGAGGCCAUGUGGAGGAGGCAGGGCCUCCGCGGACCGCGCUGCGCAGCAGAUCGAAAGAGACUUUUCCCCUUCUCGAUCGAGUGAGAGUGAGUCUAAGAGCCCGUCUGACAGUGAACUGAGCGGUGAAUCCUCGAACCAGGAUUCCCUCGAAUGGGCUGCGCGCAUGGGAAAGAGGAGUUCUCCAAAAGCCUGGCGUUUGGCGUGGCCUCAAGGGCUGGAGUUCAGUUCUCAAGGCUCUGAAUCUCCCGGAGGGCUAGCGAGCCCUAGGCAGCAUAAGGCAUCCGCAAGCCUCAGAAUGGCCUCAGACGUGCCCGUAGAUCGCUCUGUUGGUUAUCCCCCGUGGCACCAGGAGAACGACUGGGAUCUGGGAAGGCGAUCAGUAUCAGGCCCGGUGCCUAGGGCGUUUCAGGCAGCUGCUGAUCGGAAAGUUACACGAAAGGGGGGUGCCUGGACGCCGAGGCUUCCUUUCGAGGCGUCGAAAGCCGCUGCAUACGGCCAGCGCGGGGGAUCGAGCGAAGGGGACGUGGAGGCGUCGGAGGCAGUGUUGCCUCCUCCAAGAACUGCCGCUGCAGCGCGACAUCAGACGUCUCUAGAUUUAGGUACAACGAACAGUAUAGUGGAGAGUGCCAUUCAGCUUGCAAUCCACAAGUCGGCACCCCGGCAAGAUAUUCGACGGCGCGGCCGUCGCUUAUUGCGGGACGAGAAAAUGGACUUGAUCUUCGAAGAAUUCGGAUGGGGGGCCUUCUCGCACUCGCCGGCCCUUGCGGAGGGGGCUUUAGGGUCGACGAAAGGCGGUUUCCUAGAAAGCCGUUCAGCGCUGUCGGAGUGUGCUACGAAGGGGACACUGGCGAAGCGAAUAGCGCCGCCUCCCGCUUCGCUGGCAUGCAGCCUGCCUCCUAUCUUUUGUGGUAAUGCGUUGUCUGACUCGUCUUUGUGGAAUCUGCAGCUGCGGCGGCGUUCACCCGGCGGAAGAGCACUGUUGACGCGAGCUAACAGUUGUGCAAUACUGGAAGAAGAUUUGGCUCGAAGACCUGUGAGGCAAACAGGACAGCGUGGUCUCCCUCAGGCGAAGACUUUACGCUUCGCAUCAAGAACACCGGUACUGGGAGGAGCCAGUGUGUUGCAGCAGACAGGCAAGCCACUGCAGCAAGCGUCUCUAAGCUCGCUCUUGCAGGAGCUGCUGGAUGCCCCCGACACUAGAUUAGGAAAAGCUGCGGGUAAACCGACAGUCUGUGCCACAAUACGUGGGGUUGCAUCCCGCGCAGGUAGACGAGAGGUUGGAAGGUUGCGUGCUUCUACAAUGCCAAAGCCAAGGAGGCCCUGGGCCUGCGGAGAGCCUAUCUCUUCCCCGUCAGCGGAAACUAAUUCGGCGUUUCGCACUUAUGUCCACAAGCCGGGUUGCAGAUGCCCCUUGUGCUCCGUUGGCUGGAUUUCUAAGAGAGCCUUGGGGACCAAUGGCACCGUCCCUAGGGAGUACAACGGAGAGGCACUUGCACCUUGUGAGAUAUCUACGCCACGGCUGCAGGGAGGACUGCCUGUAGUGCCGCUUCCUCCGGGAGGCUAUGCAGCGGCAUCGCCGAUUCGCAUCGGCUCCUCGCCCAUAGGCCCCCAUCUGGGGUACGGGGUCUGUGGCGUAGGCACCCCCAGUUAUCAACCUCAAGUCAGGAUGCCUCAUGGUCUAAGAGCCACUGCCAUGACCAACGCCACAGGCUACUAUGAUCCAACUGCUGAUGGCUACCACCAUCAUGGCACCGCUAUGCAAGGGGGGGCAUUCUCCCCCCGCCAAGAGCCACGGAGUCCGCGGGUGCAGACAGCUACUUCGGGGGAGUGGCCGCCUUUGCACGAAUCCCCCAACAGGGGGCGCUUGACGGUGCCAGCCUUUGUUGGCUACCCAGCAGCCCAAGAAGACACCCAGGUUGACGACAAGCACUCGUACGGUACCCCUGCCUUUGCCACGUCCCCUCCACCAGACAGUGAAUCGCAAGAGCGCAUGCAGAGCAAGGAGCGGCCCUCUGUUAGCCUCAGCCGAUGCGUCAGCUCCGAGGAGCUCGAAAAGAUUAAACAGCAACAGCAGCAGCAACAGCAAGAGCAGGAGGAGCUGAAACGGCGUCAGGAGGAGCUGGAACUGGAGCAAAGCAAACAGCGAGAGGAACUAGAGGCCGAACGCCAGCGUCUGAGAGAGCAACGCGAAGCCCUCGAAAGACAAAAAAAAGACUUCGAACAGGAAAAACAGGAUAUCCUCCAGGCAAGACUUGAGACUGUUGCAUCGAGCCACAGAAAGGCUUGUGGUGGGAGCAACGCGGAGCUGCCAGUGUGCAGCACUGAGAGGCUUCCUGUAGGAAGCGAUUUCGACCUUCCGCGGAACGCAGCAGCGCAUCGGCCCCUUCGACACACGAUCUCCACUUCCAAUAUCGUGCGCUCCAUCACGGGAUCUGGUCUUGGGGAUAUGCACUCGGAAAUCCGGCACGCGGGAGUAGGUCUAGAGGGCGAGGGGCUCGAGAAGGAAGGCUGGAGUACUGUAGGUGGCCGCCAACACAACCUUUCCCAUCCUGGUCACUCGCACCGUUUCUUCAGUCGCACUGCAAGUAUUGAUACAGUAGAGGACAAGGAUACCACUGCGAGCCCCCAAGAAGAGCUGCACACCGAUCCCGCUAUGGCACUAUCUACUGCUCUAGACAAGGUUGCGAAAAUCCGAAUGAAGCUCGACACGUUACAGCAGCAACUUGAAGUGCAGUCCCAUGAAGUUGCAAGCUACUAUAGCUCUCUAAAAACGGCCGACCAAGUUCACAGUUCGCUGCAGCAGACUGCCGCAGAUUGCCGUGUCUGCUAUGGAAGACGGCACACGCAGAUGCAGGAAGUAGAGAAGCGCUUAAGUGUACUGACAGCGCAAGAUCUACAGCCUUGCUCGAUUGAAGAGCUUGAGGAACUCGCUCAAGAGCUAGAAGGAACUCAGUACAAGCUCACAGUGGUCCAGGCCCAGAGAGCUGGGGGCUCAUCAGAGGACAAUCGUAAGAAGACCAAGCAGCUCCUACCCUAUUCCUCCAGCUGCCUUCCAGAUCCCAAGUCUUCGUUUGCAAUCCCAGAGGAACCCGUUGCUAGGAUUGGUCCUGACGACUGUGUUGCAAUGCAAGAAUCGGCCAUGCAGGAGAUUAAGGCUUUGGGAGAAGAUUUGGAGCACAUUAAGACCGUGCACUUUCAAUACAAGAAGGCUUAUAAAAGGCUGCAGGGCAUCAUGACUCAACAAGUCAACAGCUAUGACGUCGACCUACAGCGCCUCGUCGCUAUUGAGAAGAACCUAGAAGACAAAUUGCGCAGACUCUUGUUCCUUAAUGGUGACGCCAACUACUCCGAAUUGUCAGACGCACAGAUGCAGGAAUACUUCCGUGUAGUAAACUUGUCGAUCCGGAAGGUUUACAGAGAAAUUGCCCUCAGAGAGUCCAAUGACAGGAGGCAAAACGAGCCACGCGCCAGCGGAUUUAUUCAUUAUAUGGCUAAUGUAUGUGAUGGUGACUGUUGGAAUGUAUUGGCUUGUGCAGCACCCAUACGCGGGGUACAGUGUUUCGAGUCCAAGAGCUGUGAGAGCAGCCACGAAGAUCAGGAUCAUGCGCCGAUCAACAUUCCACUGUGGAACAGCGAAGAAAACCACGUCACUCUUUUGGCUUUCCCUGCCAAAAGUGGCAAUCGGCGUGUGCCUCGCGACAGCUCACGAGAGCAGUCGGGUAGUUUAAGCCGCGUUUGUAGUUCGGUUCACAUUCCGUUUGUUGCCGGCAGCAAAACCACCAGCCUCGUCGCUCAGCGGAUGAUCGCGCAAAGAGGGCGCUUCACCCAUCACCGCAUGUCUGGCUAG
Cyclospora cayetanensis is the source of this 10431-nucleotide messenger RNA. Its product is annotated as serine-rich adhesin for platelets. NCBI's taxonomy places the organism in Eukaryota, Apicomplexa, Conoidasida, Eucoccidiorida, Eimeriidae. The record is from RefSeq and is a predicted model, not a curated record. The transcript is spliced from 11 exons. The coding region runs from base 1 to 10431 and encodes 3476 amino acids.